AUGACGGCGGAGAGCGAGACUUCAGGGCGCGGGAGUACUGCUGAAAUCUUCCUGCCCCCUCUCGGAUUAUUUCUUGGGGGAGCUUUAGCUUUAACUCUGUUGGCGAUCUGUACAUCACAAUCCUGCAGACAUCUUAGGCACAGAUCUUUUGUACGGUGUGUUGGUCCGUCUCUCUCGAAGUCAGGCCUUACAAGCUUCACCAGUCUGCUGUCUAACCAAGGAACAAACAGUCCUGUUGCUGACCUGAACGGAUUUUACUCCAAAUCUGAUGCCGAGAUUUUGGAACAUCUGCAGAUGUACCAAAACAACCCGCGGUAUUUGUUCAAAAUUGCAAUACCAGCAGUGACGUCAUUAAUAUUUUGUCCAAUGAUAAUGACUGCAUAUAAACCAAUUGCAAACUUUCUGUGGCCUAAUCGAACACAACCAGCCAUCAACGAAGCUAUCGCUUGUUUUUUGGCCCCUGCAGGCAUGGUGUAUGCAGUGUCGUUUGGGUUUGCCUUUCAACAAGUCCUUCAAAAACAAAUUGAUAUUACAGCAAGAUUAAACAAUGAUUUUUCAGAAAUGGAGCUCUUAAUGAAUUUAACAACAAAAUUGUCGUGUUUGAAAUCGACCACCCGGAUGAAGAUGUAUAUUGCUCUGAAAGAGGAAAUAAUGGCGGUAGUCCAGUAUAUAACAGAGAUGACUGAACUUAAAAAUAACAAGAACGGGGCCAUUUGGGACAUCCUGGAUUGUCUUCGCGAGGCUCCAGUACAGAGGCAUAAAGUGGACACAGCAAUAAUUAACAAAAUCAUCAAAUACGUGGGGAACCUGAAUAGCGUGGUAGACAAAGUAGGAACCCUCCACGCCAAGAUACACCCACUACAGUGGGCGUUCCUGGAGAUUCUUGGUUACUCUUCGUUCCUUGGUAUUCUGAUGGUGAAGUGCGACUCCUAUCGGAUGGAAAUGUGCAUGAGUUUCGUCACGUGUUUGUCCAUUUCCAUGUCAUGUUACAUCGUGGCGGACAUUGAUAAUCCCUUUCACGGAUUUUUCAGGAUCAACAUUAAAAGUGUUUUGUCAAUUUUAGAACAACUGGAGAAAAGCUACAACGAUGAACUUCAUUGUCAAAUUCAGCUUCAGAACAUCGACGGAAACAAAUAAUCCAUCCCCACAUAAGGUCAAAGUAAAGAAGAAGUAGAUAUGUCUGUAGAACUUCAGUUCUAUCUUUCUCAAAACAAUCAUCUUCGUUAGAGAUUAAUAUUCUCUGCAGCAUGUCCAGCUUUUGUUCAACUGUCCAUAGAAUAAAUGCAACUUACCUUAAAGUAUUUUUUUAACGUAAUUUUUUUAAAAAAUAGAUUAAGCUCUGUAUAUCAACAGUGUGUUAUUGUUAAAUUCUAUAAUUGUCAGAUCAUUUUAUUUCUAA
This is a messenger RNA of Saccostrea cuccullata (small rock oyster), 1399 nucleotides long. RefSeq lists its product as uncharacterized. Bases 1 to 1137 code for a protein of 378 amino acids. The record is from RefSeq and is a predicted model, not a curated record. Lineage: Eukaryota; Metazoa; Mollusca; Bivalvia; Ostreida; Ostreidae. The transcript has 4 exons.